Messenger RNA from Bombus pascuorum, 1428 nucleotides. RefSeq names its product spindle and kinetochore-associated protein 1-like. The transcript has 5 exons. Gene Ontology annotation, molecular function: microtubule binding. The coding region runs from base 251 to 1270 and encodes 339 amino acids. Gene Ontology annotation, cellular component: mitotic spindle; outer kinetochore; spindle microtubule. The record is from RefSeq and is a predicted model, not a curated record. NCBI's taxonomy places the organism in Eukaryota, Metazoa, Arthropoda, Insecta, Hymenoptera, Apidae. Gene Ontology annotation, biological process: chromosome segregation; regulation of microtubule polymerization or depolymerization; mitotic cell cycle.
AGUUUUAAAGCGACCUACAACUAACAAAGAAAAACGGCUAAUUGUGGGUUACCUUAAGUUUUUAAACCGACGCCGACAAGCGCGCCAUUUGUAAACUACGCUGAAUUAAAUUUGAAGUUUAUAAACGGCGAUGAAGAAGUGACCGUUAUUUGUAAUAACAGGUAAUACCUAAAAAAUUAUAUCUAUUUUCCUAAGUUAUUCCAUAAACAAUUGUUUAACAAUUUACUAGUUGCAAAGCACAUAUAUUAAAAUGUCAACCUCUUACACACUGGAAGAAAUUUUGGAAAGACAAUGUGAAAAAUUACAAGAUCUUGAAAUUGCAACGAUAUUUGUUAAAAGCAAAGAUGCAAUGAAAGAAGAACUUCUUAAAAUGCGUACAGCAGUCUCGCAGAAAUGUAAUGAUAUAGAAAUCAUGAGGCAAAAAUUGGAUGAAAUGAAGAAGCAGAAUAAUCAAUGUAGAGAAUUAAUGUUGCAUAUCAAAGCUGUGAAUAAAAAAAUCAAUCACAUGAAAAAAAAUAUUCCAUCUGAGUUGAUUUAUGAUUAUUAUGAAACUCAAAAUUCCUUAUCAUUAAAAAGCAUGCCGGGAGAGGAAUUCACACCAGUACAUACAGUAAUAAGUGACAACAGAGAAAAACAAGAGACUCCAAUGAUAGACUGUAAAAAAGUAUUAUUUAACGAACCUGAAGUUUGUCUUAUGAUAUCUUUGAUAGGCACAGAUGAGUUCAGUAAAAUCCCAAAGUACAUUAUUGGGAGACAAUCUUUAGAAACAGUCAAUAAUUUUAUAAAUACCAUCAAUCAAAUAUUAAAAGCAAAAUAUAUGUUUUUAUCAUUGGGGAAAGCUCAUGCUAGAAAACAAGGAGAUUUGAAUCUUUAUUUACAUUAUAAAAAACAGGAAAUGGACAUAUGUAAUGAUAAUAAAUAUGUAUACUUUUUCACUGGUGAAGAUUAUGAAAGACAAACGAAAUCCAAAUUAGACAAACUCAAAUUAAAUUUAAUGAUAGUUCUACGACAUUGCAAAAGAUUAAGGGAGCACAGGAUAAAAAAUGAUGUCCGAUAUAUUCGCUUUUGUUUCGGUCGUCCUGGGAGCGUGUUUACCAGAAACACUCAAUUCACAAAGAUUAGACUCCCUGUCGAAUUGUUUCGACGAAACGAAGACUCAAGUUUAGUUUGCCAUGAAAGAAUUCUUCCCUUUUCAUUUCCAAGGAACGAGGUAAUCUGCUCUGAAAUAAUUUCGAUCGUACGUUCCACUUGUGGAGAUAAGAUAGUCUAAAACUAUCAUUUUUUUUUUUUUUUUUGUAUUAUUUAAUAGUAACCUUACCGUAUAACAAUAAUUUAUUUCAACUAAGAAAUUACACAUCAAUUUAACAAUUUAAUUGUAAAAAAUGCAUAUUCAAAAAAUCUCAACUUAAUGAUUAAUAUAUUGAAAAA